Hyla sarda is the source of this 2030-nucleotide messenger RNA. Its product is annotated as cytochrome P450 11B, mitochondrial-like. NCBI's taxonomy places the organism in Eukaryota, Metazoa, Chordata, Amphibia, Anura, Hylidae. The coding region runs from base 378 to 1925 and encodes 515 amino acids. Gene Ontology annotation, molecular function: oxidoreductase activity, acting on paired donors, with incorporation or reduction of molecular oxygen; monooxygenase activity; heme binding. Gene Ontology annotation, cellular component: mitochondrial inner membrane. The record is from RefSeq and is a predicted model, not a curated record. The transcript has 9 exons. Gene Ontology annotation, biological process: glucocorticoid biosynthetic process; cellular response to peptide hormone stimulus; cholesterol metabolic process.
CCCAAAGGCUGCGAGAGACAGAGACCCCAGAGGCUCUGAGAGACAGAGACCCCGAAGGCUGCGAGAUACAGAGCCCCCGCAGGCUGCGAGAGACAGAGACCCCAGAGGCUGUGAGAGACAAAGACCCCAGAGGCUCUGAGAAACAGAGCCCCCGAAGGCUGCGAGAGACAGAGACCCCAGAGGCUCCGAGAGACAGAGACCCCGAAGGCUGCGAGAGACAGAGCCCCGGGGGCUUCGAAAGAUAGAGACCCCGGAGGCUGCAAGAGACAGAGAUAGAGACCUUGGAGACAGCAAAAGAGAAGGUCGAAGGAAGUCGGAGGAGACAUUGAGAAGACGCCAUGAGAGACUGAGCCAACACGAGAGCGAAAUAGGGGAGGAUGGAGACAAGAGUCCUAAGGAAGGUCAGCUCCUGUCUUCUGGGGCCCCGGCCCUGGGAUCCUAGCAGCUUCCUCUGGACUGGGAUGUCACAUUUGUCCACGGCUCCGCUGGUCCAGGAAGCCUCCUCUGAUAUCUCCAGUAGCUCGGUUCUACCUUUCCACUCCAUCCCAAGCACUGGACGCAACGCCUGGGUCAACCUCUUCCAGUUCUGGAGAAAGAACAGUUUCCAGAGGAUGCAUCACGUGAUGGAGGAGAACUUCAGCCGCCUGGGGCCCAUAUACAGGGAGAACCUGGGUUCGCACAGCAGUGUGAACAUUCUCCUUCCUCAGGAUGUGGCCCGUCUCUUCCAGUGUGAGGGUGUAUAUCCUCGUAGGAUGACCAUUGACUCGUGGGCAACCCACCGGGACAUGAGGAACCAUAAAUAUGGUGUAUUUCUGUUGAAUGGGGAAGACUGGAGAUCGGACCGCAUUAUAAUGAACAAGGAGGUCCUGAGCCUGAUUGGAGUGAAGAAGUUCCUGCCCUUCCUGGACGAGGUCGCCACAGACUUCGUGUCCUUUAUGCAACGACGAAUGAGUAAAAAUACGAGAGGGACCCUCACCGUGGACCUGUACGCCGACCUCUUCAGAUUCACCCUGGAAGCCAGCAGUUAUGUCUUGUAUGGACAACGUCUUGGACUCCUGGAAGAACAUCCGAACCAAGAGUCUCUGCGGUUUAUUGGGGCUGUGGAGACCAUGAUAAAGACCACCCUACCCCUGCUCUACUACCCAAACCAGCUGAUGCGCCUCUCAGACCACCACAUAUGGAAAGAACAUAUGAAGUCCUGGGAUAUUAUAUUCGAGCAAGCGGAUCGGUGCAUUCAGAACAUUUACCAGGAAUUCUGUCUGAGUCAGAAGCGAGGAUACUCAGGGAUAAUGGCGGAGCUGCUGCUACAGGGAGAACUCCCCCUGGACUCCAUAAAGGCCAACGUCACGGAGCUGAUGGCUGGAGGAGUGGACACGACAGCCAUGCCCUUACUCUUCACCCUCUUUGAGCUGGCCCGGAACCCUUCCGUACAGAGAGAACUCCGGAGUGAGAUUCACCAUGCAGAAGCCCAGAACCCUAAAGACUUGAACCAGCUGCUGAACCUCAUGCCUCUGCUGAAGGGCGCCAUCAAGGAGACACUCCGGUUGUAUCCUGUGGGGAUCACCGUCCAGAGACAUCUGACCAAGGACAUCACGCUGCACAACUACCACAUCCCCUCCGGGACUCUGGUGCAGGUGGGUCUGUACCCCAUGGGCCGCAGUCCUCAAGUCUUCCAGGACCCCCUGCGCUACGACCCCAAUCGCUGGAUGCGUAGAGAUGACACAAACUUUAAGGCGCUGGCAUUUGGCUUCGGAUCGCGACAAUGUAUCGGGCGGAGGAUUGCGGAGACGGAGAUGAUGCUGUUUUUGAUGCAUAUGCUGAAGAACUUCCAGAUCGACACGGUGUCUAAACACGACCUCAAGACUAUUUUCGGAUUCAUCCUGAUGCCAGAAAAACCCCCGCUGCUGACCUUCAGGCCAAUCUGACCCCCGCUGCUGACCUUCAGGCCAAUCUGACCCCCGCUGCUGACCUUCAGGCCGAUCUGACCCCCCGCUGCUGACCUUCCGGCCGAUCUGACCCCCGAUGCUGAC